This is a messenger RNA of Lycium barbarum (goji berry), 603 nucleotides long. RefSeq lists its product as uncharacterized. The coding region runs from base 1 to 603 and encodes 200 amino acids. The record is from RefSeq and is a predicted model, not a curated record. NCBI's taxonomy places the organism in Eukaryota, Viridiplantae, Streptophyta, Magnoliopsida, Solanales, Solanaceae. The transcript is spliced from 3 exons.
AUGGUAAAUGGGGAAAUGACUAGUACUAUGAAAGCUAAGAGAGGCCUGAGGCAGGGGGACCCUAUGUCCCUCUAUAUAUUUGUGCUUCUAAUGGAGUAUCUAAAUAGGUGUUUGAGUGGGCUGCAAAAUGAACCAGAGUUUAAUUUUCAUCCUAGAUGCCAAAAGUUGGGCAUAACACAUCCGUGCUUUGCAAAUGAUUUGCUCUUGUUUGCUAGAGGAGAUCUCAAGUCUGUCAUGCUUCUGAGGGACAUAUUUGGUAUGUUUUCUGAGGCUUCUGGGCUGAAAAAAAUAUGGCCAAAAGCCAGAAGUUAUUUGUGGUCUGGGGAGGCUGUCAUCACUAAGAAAGCCAUGGUGGCAUGGGACAAAAUCUGUCUUCCAAAGAAAGCAGGUGGUUUGAACUUAUUAAAUCUCAGAAUUUGGAAUCAGGUGGCAAUUUGCAAAUCCCAAAACAGGUUAUUGCAAUGGCUGAAAUGGGAUAGGCAGAUUCAAAGUUGGGACCUGGAAUGGCAAUGGGUGAAAAAGAUGUCCAGAGGAAAGCACCCUAAAAGAGCACUGUUGAAGGCAAGCUUGGCUAAUGUGGUGUAUGGCGCAUGGAUUGAGUGA